This is a messenger RNA of Toxotes jaculatrix (banded archerfish), 1488 nucleotides long. It is a transcript of the gene zmynd10, whose product is annotated as zinc finger, MYND-type containing 10. The transcript has 13 exons. Lineage: Eukaryota; Metazoa; Chordata; Actinopteri; Toxotidae. Gene Ontology annotation, biological process: motile cilium assembly; outer dynein arm assembly; inner dynein arm assembly. The record is from RefSeq and is a predicted model, not a curated record. The coding region runs from base 73 to 1425 and encodes 450 amino acids. Gene Ontology annotation, cellular component: centriolar satellite; cytoplasm.
AGCAACGUACCUUGAAAAACUGUGCCCAAGUUUACGGAGUCGAUAGUUUGUCGAGCAGUUUCCUUUAACGAUAUGGACACAAAGGUAAUUCUUCCUGUCGAAGCAGAGGGAUUCAUUCAAAGUCUGGAAACUUUCCCUCUCAAGGAAGUGGGCUCUACCAGGUGGUUCAGACAGCAUGAGUACAUCGAGAAACUUAACAUGCAGGCAAUACUGAAUGCUUCUGCCAUGCAUGAUGAGUUCGUCAAGGAGUUCCUGGUGACAUAUGGAAAGAUACCUGUUCUGGUCCAUGAGAUGAUCCUUGUCGAAGUGUGGAAGCAAAAAGUGUUCCCCAUCUUAUGUCAGCUGCAGGACUUCAAUCCCAAGAACACAUUUCAACUUUACAUGGUGAUCCACCAUGAAGCCACGAUAAUAAACUUACUUGAAACAAUAAUGUUUCACAAGGAUUCGUGUGAGGCAGCUGAUGACUCUGUUCUUGACUUGGUGGAUUACUGCCACCGCAAACUCACCCUGCUGGCCAGUAAAGCAACCAGGGAGGGCACCAGGGCUCAUGACCAACAUAAGCUGACAGGGAAAACAGAUGUAUCUUCUAUAGAGGAGUUGCAGAUUCAGAGCUCUGCACUGGAGUUUGAGAUCUCCCUGAAGGCUGUGUCUGUGCUGCGCUACAUCACAGAUCACACAAACAGUAUCAGUGUUAUCAGUCGCAUGCUGUGCACCCAUAACAUGCCUUGUGUACUGGUUCAGUUGAUUGACUGCUGCCCUUGGAGUCGCUGCAGAGAAGGUGAGGUAGAGAAAUACAUAGGCAGUAGAUGGCAGAAGAUUCCUGUGGAGGACCGUUUAAAGAUGACAAAACUGGACGGCCAGGUCUGGAUUUCACUUUACAAUCUGCUGCUAAAGGAAGAUUGCCAAAGGAAAUAUGACUUCAACAGUUUCAACAAGAAUCAGCUUCUAAAGCUCCGAGGUUUCUUGACAGAGGUGCUGAUUGAUCAGCUGCCAAACCUGGUGGAACUGCAGCGUUUCCUGGCUCAUCUCGCAGUCACAGACCCAGCCCCUCCAAAAAAAGAGCUCAUUUUGGAGCAGAUCCCAGAGAUGUGGAGCCACAUUGUGAGUGAGAAUUCAGGGAAGUGGAAGGCAAUAGCAAAGUAUCAAGUGAAAGAAACAUUCAACCCAUCUGAAAAUGACCUGAGACUACAGGCACAGAGGCUGGCCCAGACAUACAACUUGGAUGUGAUGGAGAGUUUACUCCCUGAGAAGCCAAAGUGUGGAGCCUGUGGGAAAGAGGCUGCAAAGAGAUGCUCUCGGUGUCAAGGAGAAUGGUACUGCCACAGAGAAUGUCAGGUGAAACACUGGCCUAAACACAAGAAAGCUUGUCAGCUCAUGGCCGAGGCCACAGAGAAGAUCCAGAGGGACCUGAACAUCACCAGCUGAAAGAGAAACUGCUGAAGCACAUGUAUGAGCUGGAGGUGGAUGUGAAACAAUGGGACUUUUGAG